This is a messenger RNA of Ceratosolen solmsi marchali, 1436 nucleotides long. RefSeq names its product AP-3 complex subunit carmine (gene carmine). The transcript is spliced from 11 exons. Lineage: Eukaryota; Metazoa; Arthropoda; Insecta; Hymenoptera; Agaonidae. Gene Ontology annotation, biological process: vesicle-mediated transport; intracellular protein transport. The record is from RefSeq and is a predicted model, not a curated record. Gene Ontology annotation, cellular component: clathrin adaptor complex. The coding region runs from base 87 to 1307 and encodes 406 amino acids.
AUAUUAUUGAAUAUUAAAUAACGUUACAACAAAAUUGAGGAAUUUGAUUGAUUUGUACAUUGAAUUAACCAUUUAAUAUUUGGAUAAUGAUCCAUAGUCUAUUUAUUAUUAAUUCUUCUGGUGAUGUGUUCAUGGAGAAACAUUGGAAGAGUGUUGUUGCACGUUCACUUUGUGAAUAUUUUUUUGAAGAACAACAUAAAGUUUUAUCUCCUGAAGAUACUCCUCCAGUUAUAGCAACUCCACAUCAUUAUUUAAUUAGUAUUUAUAGAUGUAUUCCUCCAUUAUUUAUUAUUGAAUUUUUACACCGUGUUGUAAAUACUUUUGAAGACUAUUUUAGUGAUUGCACAGAAAUUAUAAUUAAAGAGAAUUAUGUUAUUGUUUACGAAUUAUUAGAUGAAAUGUUAGAUAAUGGAUUUCCAUUAACAACAGAAUCAAACAUAUUGCAAGAACUUAUCAAACCACCGAAUAUUCUUAGAACUAUUGCAAAUACAGUGACCGGAAAGUCUAAUGUUAGUGCAACGCUACCUAGUGGUCAACUAUCUAAUGUACCCUGGAGACGAACAGGUGUUAAAUAUAAUAAUAAUGAAGCAUACUUCGAUAUUAUUGAAGAAGUUGAUGCUAUUAUUGACAAGACAGGUGCUACUGUGUUUGCAGAAAUUCAAGGAUAUAUUGAUUGCUGUAUUAAAUUAAGUGGUAUGCCAGAUUUAACACUCUCUUUCGUAAAUCCCAGAUUAUUUGAUGAUGUCAGUUUUCAUCCAUGUGUUAGAUUGAAAAGAUGGGAGUCAGAAAAAAUGUUAUCUUUUAUUCCUCCAGAUGGAAAUUUUAGAUUAUUAUCAUAUCAUAUUGGACCUCCAAAUAUUGUAGCAAUUCCAAUUUAUAUUCGACAUAACAUAAAUUUACGAGAACCUGGAGGUGGAAAAUUAGAUAUUACAGUAGGACCAAAGCAAACAAUAGGUAGAAUAGUUGAAAAUGUUAGUUUGAUAAUACCAAUGCCCAAAAUUGUAUUGAACUGUAAUCUUUUUUCAAAUCAAGGAAAAUAUUCUUUUGAUCCAGUUAGUAAAAUUUUGCAAUGGGAUAUUGGAAGAUUAGAUAUUUCUAAGUUACCAAAUUUAAAAGGAUCUGUUGCAAUUCAAAGUUCUAUCAUAACUUCAGAAUCAAAUCCAGCUAUAAACGUUCAUUUUUCUAUUAAUCAGCUAGCUGUCUCAGGAUUAAAAGUCAGCAGAUUAGACAUGUAUGGAGAAAAAUACAAACCAUUUAAAGGUGUUAAAUAUGUAACUAAAGCUGGAAAAUUUCAAAUACGCGUAUAACCAAAUAGAUAAAGUGCAUGUGCAUAGUAUGAUUACCUAUUAUACUAUGAGGGAUAUAUUAUGAGAUAAUUUCAUAAAAAACAAUAGUAACAAAGAAUAACAAACAACUGACCGCCAACAUUAAAAUAA